Molecule: messenger RNA, 1191 nt
Organism: Aspergillus calidoustus
Lineage: Eukaryota; Fungi; Ascomycota; Eurotiomycetes; Eurotiales; Aspergillaceae
Source: the annotation of a GenBank genome assembly
AUGUCUGGAUUCAAGACUGUUGGAUAUUUCGUGAAUUGGGCGAUCUAUGGCCGCAAUUACAACCCCCAAGAUCUGCCGGCCGACAAAUUGACUCAUAUACUUUACGCAUUCGCCAAUGUUCGUCCGGAAACCGGCGAAGUCUAUCUCUCCGACACCUGGUCUGAUAUUGAGAAGCAUUACCCCACCGAUUCCUGGAACGACACAGGAAACAACGUCUACGGUUGCGUGAAGCAACUGGGCUUGCUCAAGCGGCAGAACAGGAAGCUCAAGGUUCUGCUUUCCAUCGGAGGUUGGACCUAUUCCCCCAAUUUCACUCAGGGCGCCGGUACCCCUGAGAGACGGGCUAGAUUUGCCGAGACGGCUACUCGACUUAUCAUUGACCUUGGAUUUGACGGCAUUGAUAUCGAUUGGGAAUAUCCCCAGGAUGACCAGCAGGCACAGAACUAUGUUGAUCUCCUUCGAAGAUGCCGUGAGACCUUGAACAACAGACAAGGCGACCGCAGGUUUCAGCUGACUGUUGCUGUUCCGGCUGGCCCGGAGAACUAUCGAAAGCUCCGUUUGAAUGAGAUGACACCAUACCUCGACUUUUACAACCUCAUGGCUUAUGAUUACGCCGGUAGUUGGGACAGCAAUGCUGGUCACCAAGCCAAUCUUUAUCCCUCCAACGACAACCCGCAGUCCACUGCCUUCAACACCGCCCAGGCCAUCAACCACUACACCCAAGUGGGAGGAGUACCGGCUUCAAAGAUAAUCCUGGGCAUGCCGAUUUACGGACGUGCCUUCCAGAACACCGAUGGGCCCGGACGGCCAUACAACGGCGUGGGCGAGGGAAGCUGGGAGCAGGGAGUAUGGGAUUACAAAGCGCUUCCCCGGGCGGGAGCUACCGAGUACCUGGACCGCAACAUCGGUGCAUCUUGGUCUUAUGACCCGUCCUCUCGCACUAUGAUCUCGUACGACACGCCAGCCCUGGCCGAGAUCAAGGCCAACUACAUCCGAGACCGCCAGCUCGGUGGUGCAAUGUGGUGGGAGACCAGUGCUGACAAGGGCGGCAAGUCCGCGAAUAGGGCUGACGGAAGCCUGAUUGGCACCUUUGUUGACCGUGUUGGAGGCGUUGGCGCCUUGGACCAGAGUCAGAAUGCCAUCGCAUACCCUGACAGCCAGUACAACAAUCUGCAGGCCGGGUUUCCUUGA